Mytilus trossulus (common blue mussel) is the source of this 3917-nucleotide messenger RNA. RefSeq lists its product as uncharacterized. Lineage: Eukaryota; Metazoa; Mollusca; Bivalvia; Mytilida; Mytilidae. The record is from RefSeq and is a predicted model, not a curated record. The transcript is spliced from 2 exons. The coding region runs from base 53 to 2038 and encodes 661 amino acids.
UACAUGUGUUUGCAUACUUAGUGUAUAAGGGAUUACACGUUAUUAUACAUGAAUGGUAACAAAGACUAUGGUCGACGUUCCGAAAAAAAAUACUUCAAAUGCAACAUGUUGGAUAAUAUUUUUUUUAGUUUCCAAUUGUCUUACUUCUUUAAAUGGACUUGAAGACCCACCGUUGUCGUUACGAGAAAUGCUUAAACGACUAAUUGAGAUGAAUAAACCCGUUAUUAAUGAUGACAGACAAAACAAAUACUGCAGCUACAUAAUGCGAUUUUUGUCCUAUUUUAGCGGAGAAAGAUGUAUGGUUGCCGGAAGUACUCAGGAGCAGACACGUUUAAGAAUCAGACAAGACGAAGGGGAUUUCGACUAUUUAAUAAUUUCGGCAAUAUCUAUUCCUGUUAGUGCUUUAGAGUACAGAGAGGAUCUUCCUUGUUUUGUCCACAUAAAUGGACUUCAGUUGGUUGAUCAACUUCCGACUCUUCAACUGAUUGAUUAUCGUUAUCUACCAAGUAAUUUACUUAGUGAAAUUAGACCUGAAGCUUUCAAGCAUAUGCGAGAUUUUCACAAACUACUCUCAAAUUUUAGAAGAACACGUGGUCGCAACAGUUUGCAUGUGUCAAUAGAUCAUAAUAUAAAGCCAGGAAAAACGUUAGUUUCGUACCGUGAUGUUGAUUGUCCAGCUUUAGAUAUGAAAUACGUUAAAAGUAAUACGAAACUUAUAUCUGAUAAUUUAAAGCAAAGUAUUGACCAGCAGAUAUUUGAUAGAAAAUAUGACUUAAUGUCUCCGCUUAAAAAAGGAGCUAAUUUAGUAAACGCUUUUAAGAAAGCUGACAUCAAAUCAGAUUCAGAGGGGUCUAUUUUUUUACAAACAUAUGGCUCCAUUAUCGAUGCUCUUUCUUUUGAAACUGCUGAAAACAAUCAAAACGUAACAGAUACCUGUCCAAAUAAGGAAUUUUAUAGAAAAAACAAACAAUCUAUGAGUAGGAAGACAAAAUUCAACAAUAUUGAUUAUGAUUUCAAUGGAGAAGAGUUCGACAAAGGCGAUGUGAUACUAAAAUACAAAUCAAAAUCAAGCAAAGAUUUUAUACCAGCAUUCCCACUUGCUGGGAAGCCAAGAUUUCUUGAUGAGUGGAAACGACGUAAACGUGUCUGGCCUCCAGAACAUGUAGUGAAUGAUAUUCACAAUAGUGAGUUCUUUAUUGUUGCAAAACCGGCCUUGACUAAACAAGAGAGAAACAAAGAUUUUUGUUUGGCAUACAACAACGGUGAAAUAAAGCUGGCGAGAGCAAUGACAAGUGUUCAAAAGAAAGUUGUUCUCAUUCUUAAAGCUAUCAAAAAGAGUUUUUUGCAAGAUUAUUCAGAAAUAUUAACUACUUUUCAUUGGAAAACAUCAGUUUAUUGGAAAUCAGAAACUCUCAGUUCGUUGUUACUGGAGGAUACAGAAGACAACGUAUUGGAAUUGUUGAUAAAAGUUCUAGAUUACAUGAUUAGUUGUUUGCGAAGAAGGGAACUGCAACACUUCUUUAUUCCAAGCAAUCUUUUUGCGGGGAUGAAUGAAAACAUUUCUUUUGAAAUUGCAAAAAAAAUUACGAAAAUUCGGGAAAAUCCAAUCAAAGCUUUAAAUGCUUUUUUCGCUGAACAGAAUUUUGAUGAAGUAAAAUAUGAAAAAAUUCCUGCAGCAAAAGUAGCAGAAUUCCGGAAAGCAUAUAAUGAUCCAAGCGAAAGUUCAAAUAUUGAUAUUUUAAUUGCUAUACUAAAGAGAUUUUCGAUUGAAAGUGAAGAAAAAGUGAGGGCGGCAUUGCAUGACGUGCUCACGGAUGCACUACCAUUUUUCAUUGAAGAAAUGGCAAGAAGACGUGAUAAGAGUCAAGUAAAUUUACCCUUAAAACAGUUAAUACUGUCAACUAAUAUUCGCAAAGAAAGUUUUAUUGACAUGGUCGUUAACCAUUUAUUUGACAAAGUAAGAAAAAAUGAAGUUAAUGAUAAAAACAUUGCUCAGAUUUUGAUGACUCUUAUUUUACAAAAAGUAUUAAAUAAAUAAAAAGAUGUUACUUCUCCUGAAAUAUGGCGUCAUCAUGCAUCCUGUAUACCUAUUGCACUUUGUAGAGAGUGAGAGGUUUAGCGCUAUAAAACAAGGUUCAAUCCACCAUUUUCUACAUUUGAAAAUGCCUGUACCAAGUAAGAAAUAUGAUAAUUGUUGUCUAUUCGUGUGGUGUGUUUUCUGUUUUGAAUUUUCCUCGGAGCUCAGUAUUUUUGUGAUUAUACUUUUUUUUUAUGUAAAUACAGCUGUUUCUCAAACCACGCCUCUUUUGGGAAGAUAUUGAAUAUUCAUAGAUAAUUAUUUGUUUUUACGUACUGGUUCCCAGUUAUGAUAUCUGUUUUUCAUCUCAUAAACAUAACUUGGGAAUGUUACCAGUACAUACGCAUAUACAUAGAUAAUGAAAAUUCCUAAAGGAACUUCCUUUACGGCUUAAACUGUGCCACUUUUACUAUGAAGUUUCGUAAAAACAGUUUAUCCUUGAAUGCAGAUAUUUAAUAUGCACUACUAUUUUAAUCAAAUUGAAAACAUCGGUUCGGCAUAUUUUCAACAUUAAUAUGUCCCGAAUUUCCAAAAGUUCAAACUUGUAAAAAUAUUCUGUAAAAUCCUUCCCUACACAUUUGGUCUUCUUCAGACAUAUGCGUCCACUUUCUAAAUUUACCUUCAUCAAGAACGUCCAAAGCUGUACAGUUGAAAUCUAAGGAUGUUUUAGAACCAAAACACUUUAAAAACAGCUAUCGGUGAGAAUAUUGUUUUGAUCUGUGCGUCGAUAUUUUUUAUCUGUUUUCAACUUAUAUUGACUGUUGCUUUUUAUUUGUUUCAACUAUUUAGACUGUUGUUUUUCAUCUGUGUUUUAAUUACUGAGGUUUGUUGUUUUUAUAUGAUUAUCAAUAAUGUUUUAUAUACUAGUCAACAAAAGAAACGAUACAAGACUUUUUUUUAAAUUAAAGAUACAGUUUUCCGUUCAUUGGACCAAUAUUGAAGGAACUAAUACUUAAUCAUUAUGGAAAUAUAAAUCCGUUUAAAAAACUUUUUUUUUUUAUUUCGUGACGUUUUUUGCUAAAAAAAAUUUUUAUAAAAAUUUACAUAAAACGACAAUUUUAAAAACAGAAGUUCCAACUAAUGAUGCCAACCUCUCAUGUGAAGGUAAAGACAGUGUUUGCCAUUAAUUUGUUUUUAAAAAUCAUACAGUUCCUUCGUUUAUUUUUUAAGCAAAGUUCGGCCCCACGAGAAAUCGUUAAAAUGUAUACAUUAUCAACUGAUUUACCAUAGACAGUAUGUGUAAAGUGAUAUUCCAAAAGCGGACACAUUCUUAAAACUAAUCCGAAAGGUUCCAAAUUUACUGUGUGUUGUUUUCACAUCUAAACCAUUGAUUUGAGACGAAAAUAAAAAUAUUAUUUUUUUUGAAUUUUUCGAGAUUUCAAAAAACACUUUUUACCCCAAAAAUUGAAAAAAAACAAUAUUUCAACCCAUUAGUUACAACAUGAUCAUAACUUGAUAAGCAUAUUGAAUAUUUUUUAAUAAAUUUGAGUUUUUUUCAUAACUUAGAAAAUUAUGUGUCGAUUUUUUAUUCAACUUUCCGCAAAACUAAUUUGCACCCAAUGAUCGUUUACACGGAAUUUAGAUACUUUCCGACAAGUUUUGAUUUUCAUUAUCACAUGUGCAUAUAUUGCAAAUAAAAGCUUUUUAAAAUAACGUAUCUUAUUUUGUUUUAUAUUUAAUAUGUUUUGAUAAAUUUUAUUUCAAAGUCGUGUAUUGUUUCUUUUGUUGACUAGUAUAGUUUCAGAGUGUUCAUUAGGUAAUUGAACAAUAUUCUAGGAUGUGUGUAUCAUGUUGCUUUUAAAUAGUGUUCAUACAUUUAUACCUAUUAUGCAUUCGUUAC